UAGAGAGGCAGGACGCGUCGUUGCGACUUGGAGACGUUUUUGGAUGAAAGACCUGUGCAGCCGCUGCUGAGGAAGAGACGCGGGAGCGCAGGAGUUUUACCCCAAGUUCACUGCAGCAGGUCGUUGUGACAGGGACCUUGUUCUCAGGGAAACAUCCCUGGGGACACACACAUACUCACAAGCACACACACACACAAUCCCACACAGGCACCAUGCAGGAGUCGGAGCCUACAGUGUGCCAGCUGCAGCCCAACAUCAUCUCAGUGCGUCUUUUCAAGAGGAAGGUUGGUGGUCUGGGCUUUCUGGUGAAGCAGAGGGUGUCCAAGCCACCUGUCAUCGUGUCUGACCUCAUCCGUGGCGGGGCAGCAGAGGAGUGUGGCCUGGUGCAGGUGGGCGACAUCAUCUUGGCUGUAAACAACAAGCCCCUGGUGGACCUGUCCUACGAACGAGCCCUGGAGACGCUUAAGAACGUGUCACCCGAGAGCCAUGCCGUACUGAUCCUCCGUGGGCCUGAGGGCUUCACCACCCACCUGGAGACAACCCUGUCUGGAGAUGGCCACCAACGCACAGUGAGGGUCACACGUCCUGCCGUCCCACCCUCAAAGUCCUACGAGCAGUGCUACCCAUUCAGCCCUGGGCAGCAGCAGCAGGUUAAGGAGCCUCAGCUUAGGGCCAUUGAGAACCUGUCCUCUCCGUCCAUCACCCAGUCCCUCUUGCAGAGGGGUGGUGUGCAGGCCCAGGAUCCCCUGCUGAUGAAGGAGGAGGGGUGUGAAGCUAACCUGUGCAACGGUUUGGAGGAGAACAAUGAGCUGCUGAAGGAGAUCGAACCAGUGCUGCGCCUCAUCAAAAACAGCAAGAAGGAGAUCAAUGGAGAAGGCCAGAGGAACACUGAGAGAAGGGACGCCGAGAUUCAAGUGGCCUGGGAACUUGGCGUGGGAAAUGACACGUCUCCCCAGCUGGCGUCAGAUAACAACAGAACGCUGGAAAACAUGCCGGUGGUGCUCAACAACGCUGGCAGUGAUGAGCCUCUGGCCCAAGGCAAGACUUCACCCAUGUCAAUGCAGAAUGGCAGUCCCUCGAAAUGCCCCCGCUUCAUGAAGAUCAAGAACUGGGAGACUGGCACCAUCUACAGUGACACACUCUACCACAGCACCAGCAAGCUCCAAGAGACAGUCCAACAAGGCCCACCUGAAACACACAGAGAGAGAGACCAAUCAGCCAUACGGAGGCCAGUCUGCUCUGAAAAUGUGUGCAUCGGCUCUGUGAUGAUGCCCAACCACUAUGUCCGCAAGCCAGAAGAGGCGAGAAACAAAGAGUUGCUUCUUCCACUGGCCACAGACUUCAUAGACCAGUACUACACCUCCAUCAAAAGGAAUGGCUCCAAGGCCCAUGUGGACAGGCUGGAGGAGGUGACCAAGGAGAUUGAAGCUUCAGGAACUUACCAGCUGAAAGACAAUGAACUGAUUUAUGGAGCCAAGCACGCCUGGAGGAAUGCUGCCCGGUGUGUAGGGAGGAUCCAGUGGUCCAAACUACAGGUUUUUGACGCUAGAGACUGCACAACAGCUCAUGGAAUGUACAACUACAUCUGUAACCACAUCAAGUAUGCCACCAACAAAGGCAAUCUGAGGUCAGCCAUCACUAUAUUUCCACAGAGAGUAGCUAGCAACCGUGACUUCCGAGUGUGGAACACUCAGCUGAUUCGUUAUGCAGGCUACAAACAACCUGAUGGACGUAUCAUUGGAGAUCCUGCCAAUGUUGAAUUUACUGAGAUCUGCUUGCAGCUGGGAUGGAAACCUCCUAAGGGUCGUUUUGAUGUCCUGCCCCUCCUGCUACAAGCCAAUGGAAAUGACCCUGAGCUGUUUGAGAUCCCGGAGGACCUCGUCCUGGAGGUGCCGAUCACACACCCAAAGUACGAGUGGUUCAAGGACCUGGAACUAAAGUGGUACGGCCUCCCGGCGGUCUCCAACAUGAUGCUAGAGAUCGGUGGCCUGGAGUUCACUGGCUGCCCCUUCAGCGGCUGGUACAUGGGCACAGAGAUUGGCGUGAGGGACUUCUGCGACACCUCACGCUACAACAUUCUGGAGGAGGUUGCUAACAAGAUGGACUUAGACACCAGGAAGACUUCCUCCCUUUGGAAAGACAAGGCACUGGUGGAGAUCAACAUUGCUGUUCUCUACAGCUUCCAGUCAUGCAAAGUGACCAUAGUAGACCAUCACUCAGCCACAGAGUCCUUCAUGAAGCACAUGGAGAAUGAGUAUCGGGUGCGAGGUGGCUGUCCUGGAGACUGGGUGUGGAUUGUGCCUCCCAUGUCGGGAAGUAUCACACCGGUUUUCCACCAAGAAAUGCUCAACUACCGCCUCACUCCUUCCUUUGAGUACCAGGCUGAUGCCUGGAAUACCCAUGUGUGGAAAGGAGUCAAUGGGACGCCCACAAAGAAAAGAGCCAUCGGAUUCAAGAAGCUUGCCAAGGCAGUCAAGUUUUCGGCUAAGCUCAUGGGCCAGGCCAUGGCCAAGAGGGUGAAAGCAACAAUCCUGUUUGCCACAGAGACGGGCAAAUCGCAAGAGUAUGCCAAAACUCUCUGUGAAAUCUUCAAGCACGCAUUUGACGCAAAGGUCAUGUCAAUGGAUGAGUAUGAUGUGGUGGAUCUGGAGCAUGAGACGCUGGUGUUAGUGGUGACCAGCACGUUUGGCAAUGGUGAUCCACCUGAAAAUGGAGAGAAAUUUGGAGCUGCCUUAAUGGAGAUGCGCCACCCAACAUCAAAUACUGAAGAUAGAAAGAGUUACAAGGUCCGUUUCAACAGCGUGUCUUCCUACUCUGAUACCCGCAAGUCCUCCAGUGAUGAGCCAGAAGCCAAGAUUAACUUUGAGAGUACCGGACCUCUCGCCAACGUCAGGUUCUCAGUGUUUGGCCUUGGCUCCAGGGCCUACCCACACUUCUGCGCCUUUGCCCACGCUGUGGACACACUGUUUGAAGAGCUGGGAGGGGAGCGCAUCCUACGCAUGGGAGAAGGAGAUGAGCUGUGUGGCCAGGAGGAGUCAUUCAGAACCUGGGCCAAGAAGGUUUUUAAGGCUGCUUGUGACGUGUUCUGUGUCGGCGAUGAUGUGAACAUCGAAAAGGCCAACGACUCCUUGAUCAGCAAUGUCCGCAGCUGGAAGAAGAGCAAGUUCCGUUUGACGUACACAGCCGAGGCCCCAGUCCUCACAGAAGCAUUAUACAGCAUUCACAAGAAGAAGGUUUAUGGAGCAAAGAUGCUGGAAUCUCAAAACCUACAAACUUCCAAAUCCAAUCGCUCCACCAUAUUUGUGCGGCUCCACACAAACAACCACGACAGACUGAGCUACCAGCCCGGUGACCAUUUGGGCAUCUUCCCUGGCAACCACGAGGACCUGGUGACGGCUCUCAUAGAUAAACUGGAGGAUGCUGCACCUGUCAAUCAAAUUGUCAAAGUGGAGUUCCUGGAGGAGAGGAACACUGCCCUCGGGGUAAUCAGUAACUGGACAAAUGAUCCUCGUAUCCCUCCGUGCACAAUCUUCCAGGCCUUCCAGUACUUCCUGGACAUCACCACCCCACCGAGCCCAGUGCUGCUACAGCAGUUUGCUGCUCUGGCAACCGAUGAGAAACAGAAAAAGAAACUAGAGAUCCUCAGUAAGGGCUUGCAGGAGUAUGAGGAGUGGAAGUGGUACAAUAAUCCGACACUGGUGGAGGUGCUGGAGGAGUUUCCCUCCAUCCAGAUGCCCUCCACUCUGCUGCUCACCCAGCUUCCCUUGCUGCAGCCUCGCUACUACUCCAUCAGCUCCUCUCCAGACCUACACCCAGGAGAGAUCCACCUCACCGUCGCUGUUGUCUCUUACCAUGCCAGAGAUGGAGAGGGACCUAUCCACCAUGGAGUGUGUUCAUCGUGGCUCAACAGGAUAGAGAAGGGGGAAAUGGUGCCGUGUUUUGUGCGCAGUGCUCCUUCAUUCCAGCUUCCCAAAGACAACCAAGCACCUUGUAUCCUGGUGGGUCCAGGAACAGGUAUUGCCCCUUUCAGAAGCUUCUGGCAACAGAGACUAUACGACCUUGAACACAAAGGAAUUGAGUCGUGCCCCAUGAUCCUGGUGUUUGGUUGUCGGCAGUCUGAGAUGGACCACAUCUACAAGGAGGAAACCAUCCAGGCCAAGAACAAAGACGUGUUCAAGGAGCUCUACACAGCCUAUUCCAGAGAACCCGGCAAACCAAAGAAAUAUGUACAGGAUGCACUGCGCGAGCAGCUGUCAGAGACUGUGUACCAGUGCCUGAAGGAGGAGGGAGGACACAUCUAUGUGUGUGGGGAUGUUACAAUGGCCGGAGAUGUUCUCAAGACUGUCCAGCAUAUCAUCAAACAGGAGGGCAACAUGAGCCUAGAGGAUGCUGGCUUUUUCAUCAGCAAGCUCCGGGAUGAGAACCGCUAUCAUGAGGACAUCUUUGGUGUCACCCUGCGUACCUAUGAGGUCACCAACCGGCUUCGUUCGGAGUCCAUCGCCUACAUUGAGGAGAGCAAAAAGGACUCAGAUGAGGUUUUUUGCUCAUAGGUCUAUGAAUCGGGAGCUUUCUGACAACAACCAGUCUAGAGGACACAGCAACGCUGGUUCAAGAAUACUGUGCCAAUUUUUGUACUGUUAAAAAAGGGGGUUCUUUCUUUUUUUAUACCAAUCUAAUGUUUCUGUUGGGCUCUGCAAUUUUGUCUGUAGCAGGUUGGAAAUGUUCUGUUCUCUGAAAAUCUGUUUUGCUUGUUGAUACUUCCAAAAAUUAUAAAUUGAUCAUUUUGGUUCAUAAUGUGUGCACCUAUUGUAAUGACCUGCCUCAUUGUGAAUGCAUGGCCAAGACAAGAAUAUACUCAAGAAAUAUAAUAUACUCUGUGUUAUUGUUACAGUUAAAAGGCUUUUAUUGAGGUGAAGGGAAAAUGUGUGGUAUUGAUAACAAACUAAAAGACAUUACAGAAGUAUGAACUAAGUCAACUUCAUGGAAAGAAUCAGGGCAGACAAAUCAAUUUAGUUUUUUUUUUUAUAAUCAAAGAUUGUAGUUUCAGGACAAGUUCAAAAGGCAGAGAUAAGUGAAAGAUGUACAGGCAUGCAGAUAGAAAAAUGAAAAGCUGGUUUUCAUUGCAAAUACAUUUGGCGUGUUGACAGGUUGCCCUGAAUUAUAAAAAAGCGAUUCUGUCAGUCUCAACAAACACAUAGCUCUUCACUGGCAAUCCAUCAAAAUGCAUCAGCCUCUGUGCCAGCUCUCUUUUUAGUGGCCUGUCCAUUCUCUCAUAACAUCAUAAUGUUGUGUGUCCCAGCUGGUUUUGCCCAACCCACAGAGGCUACAUAGGAAUAUGCAGGGCAGCCACUAAUGAAGUCUGACCCUGAGUCAUUACAUAUUAAAAUUCAUUCUAAUUAAUCUUUAAAAAUGUUUGGGACCCCCAGAUUAUAAUAUUAUACAUUGGUGUGUUGAUUAUAAUAAAAGAAAACAUUUGUGUCAAAUCAUAUUCUCAUGGUGAAGGGAAAUUGUGUUGGAAAAUUCCCUUAUGAAUUAUAGAUGAUUAUUAAAUGAUUAAAUUAGUAGUUUUAAGAGUUCAAGGGUUUGGCAUUUUGGGAAAUGUGCUUACUCUCUAUAUUGUGGAUUUAAAGGAGGUUAUGUGUCAGAAUUGUUCUAGGCUGGAAGCAGAGAGUUGCUGCUGCCAGCCAUGCAAUGGUCCGGCCAGACUAGCUGAUUCCAGUCUAUGCUAAGCUAACACUCUCUGGGCUGUAGCGUCAUGUUUACCAUAUAAAAGUUUUCCCCCGCUAUAUCUAUGUAUCAAAAACAUUGUUAAGCAAAGCAAAAGUAUAUUUUUUUAGCACCCUGUGCUGCCCUGAUCAUAUCACACAUGACAGCUUGACCCAUUAAAAUUUUUAUCAGCAUCACAA
Molecule: messenger RNA, 5906 nt
Organism: Micropterus salmoides (largemouth bass)
Lineage: Eukaryota; Metazoa; Chordata; Actinopteri; Centrarchiformes; Centrarchidae
Gene: nos1
Product: nitric oxide synthase 1 (neuronal)
Exons: 30
Coding region: 213-4550 (1445 amino acids)
Biological process (GO): nitric oxide biosynthetic process
Molecular function (GO): FMN binding; calmodulin binding; nitric-oxide synthase activity
Source: RefSeq, a predicted model, not a curated record